Messenger RNA from Cricetulus griseus (Chinese hamster), 2027 nucleotides. The record is from RefSeq and is a predicted model, not a curated record. NCBI's taxonomy places the organism in Eukaryota, Metazoa, Chordata, Mammalia, Rodentia, Cricetidae.
CUCUAUGGUCGAGGGAGCCCCGCAUGGUCGACCCGCAGACCUGGGUUAUUUCCGGAAGCGAAUUGGGACGCUUUCCCUCUGCUUCCGCAGGGCUCCUGGCGGGUGGCGGUGACCGAGUGGGUCUCGGGACUAGUGGCGAGCACAAACCAACCAGACCUCUAACUCCUCCCGUGGCAGCCUGCGUGCCAGCAUCCUGGAACCUGGAGCCAUCAAUCCAAACUGGAGCCCAUGUCUGCUAGAGUUCAGCCUAUCUAGGGUGCAGGUGAAAUUUGAGGCCAGUGUCUCAGUGUCCAUUAAAGGACUGCUAAGACUGUCUUGGUGAACUUGUGGCCAGCCUAACCAUCCAUGCUUCACAUCCCUGUUAUCCUUGGUCACCGUCCAAGAUCAGUAUACAGAGAAGAUGAGAUGUGGUCUAAUGGACUGUAUGACAAAAUACCUCCUCAGAAUGCCCACAGUGAUGAAUCUGACCUGAAGAUAACAAGAGAUGGUCUUUCUGCAAGCCAGAAUGCCUACAGUGAUGAAUCUGGCCUGAGAAUAACAAGAGAUGGUCUUUCUGUAAGCCAGAAUGCUCACAGUGAUGAAUCUGACCUGAAGAUAACAAGAGAUGGUCUUUCUCUAAGCCAGAAUGCCCACAGUGAUGAAUCUGGCCUGAGGAUAACAAAAGAUGGUCUUUCUGCAAGCCAGAAUGCCCACAGUGAUGAAUCUGACCUGAAGAUGACAAGAGAUGGUCUUUCUGCAAGCCAGAACGCUCACAGUGACGAAUCUGGCCUGAGGAUAACAAGAGAUGGUCUUUCUACAAACCGACAGCAUGAGUAUAGGGAUAUGAAAGAUGAUUUUAGAAGAAAAUGUUCCUCCUCUUCCCAUUAUUCAAGAGAGCGGUCUCCCCAUAAAGGGGAUUCUCAUUUUUUCAGAAAGUCAAGUGUAGGUCAGAAGAACUCCCCACGUAGCAGAUCUGGAUCCAGUGGCGGGCACUCCCCAAAACGAAGCAGACGACAUUCUUCCCCUUUGUCAGAUCUUAGGCAGUCCAGGCAUGCUCAUGCUUUCUACAGAUGGCACAGAGAAGAAAAGCCAGAAGGAGGGCAAAAGAGACCUGGCCAGUCUUUGAAAACAUUAAGAGACACACACCCAGCAAGUUCUUCAACAGUUCCUUCAUCAGAAGUUUUAAACAAAUACAACAAAUUCAAUGAAAAGGGACUUCCUGAAGCUACCAGCAGUCAGACAGUAGAAAAGCCUAAGGUGGCAGAUGAAAGUGACUUACCUAAAAUUUCUGAGUUUAAGGUGGGACUCACAGAACAAUUACUUACGGAUCAGCCACAGGAACCUGAGUCAAACAGAACUGAACGCACAGAAUUAGUUGAUGACCAGCUAACUAAUCGCCUUAAAGCAAUAGCAUCAAAAACCAAGGAAAUUGAACAAGCAUACCACCAAGACUGUGAAACCUUCGGGAUGGUGGUGAAAAUGCUGGUUGACAAAGAUCCUUCAUUAGAAAAGUCCAUUCAGUUUGCACUUAGGCAGAAUUUGCAUGAAAUAAGUGAGCGGUGUGUGAAAGAGCUUAGGCAGUUCAUUGCAGAGUAUGAUGCUUCUUAAGAAUUGGUGCUCUAGCAGAAAAGUGCUCCUUGAUUGUUAAUUAGAGAAUUGCAUAAGUGUUUCAAAUAUGGAGUGUUUGUGAUGAAAGGAAAUACUCCAGUGUCAAGUAAAAUCUAAAAUGGUCACUUUAAAAUAAUCUAUUCAGAACUCUAUUCCACCUAUAGAGCCUUCUAAUUCAUACACACACCAAUGUUCAGUGAGUGUCUUAGCCUCUGGGGAGCAGCUUUCUGCUCUUACUCAUGUUCUGUAGUCUUCCAAGUACAAGAAUGUGUGGCCCAGGUGUACUUUAUAGUUAGAGGCUGGACUUUAUAGUGAAUGAUAGUAUGUAAAAUGUUAGCAUUUGAGUUGUGGUUUUUAUUGGCUUUUUCUUAGGCUUUGUUUCUUGUAUUAAACAUAUCCUACAUUAAAGUUUAUUACUUUAAUAAACUGGUACUUUGGUA